GUUAGCUGGUCGUCUAUAUAUUUGUCGACCAGGCGGCGUUUUUCUCGGCUGAAGCUGGGGUGCAGGGUCUGAGACGUCUUCUCUUCGAGUCUCCUGGGGUAGAGGACAGAGGCUGCCACAACCUGGGCCGCGGCCUGGGGCCCUGCCUUGGGGGCCCCCACUAGCUCGGGCCAUGCCUGCGGCCGCCGCCCCCAUUAUCAGCUCGGUUCAGAAACUGGUCCUGUACGAGACUAGAGCUAGAUACUUUCUAGUUGGGAGCAAUCAUGCAGAAACAAAAUAUCGUGUUUUGAAAAUUGAUAGAACAGAACCAAAAGAUUUGGUAAUAAUUGAUGAUAGGCAUGUAUAUACUCAGCAAGAAGUGCGAGAACUUCUUGGCCGCUUGGAUCUAGGAAAUAGGACAAAGAUGGGACAGAAAGGAUCAUCCGGGUUAUUUCGAGCUGUUUCAGCUUUUGGUGUUGUAGGCUUUGUCAGGUUUUUAGAAGGCUAUUAUAUUGUGUUAAUAACCAAAAGGAGGAAGAUGGCAGAUAUUGGAGGUCAUGCAAUAUAUAAGAUUGAAGAUACAAAUAUGAUCUAUAUACCCAAUGAUUCUGUACGUAUUACUCAUCCUGAUGAAGCUAGGUAUCUACGAAUAUUUCAAAAUGUGGACCUGUCCAGCAAUUUUUACUUUAGUUACAGCUAUGAUUUGUCCCACUCACUUCAAUAUAAUCUCACUGUAUUGCGUAUGCCCCUGGAGAUGUUAAAAUCAGAAACGACCCAGACUCGCCAGGAGAGUUUUGACAUCUUUGAAGAUGAAGGAUUAAUUACACAGGGUGGAAGCGGUGUAUUUGGGAUCUGUAGUGAGCCUUAUAUGAAGUACGUGUGGAACGGCGAACUUCUGGAUAUAAUUAAAAAUACUGUCCAUCGUGACUGGCUGCUGUAUAUUAUUCAUGGGUUCUGUGGGCAGUCAAAGCUGUUGAUCUAUGGACGACCUGUGUAUGUCACUCUAAUAGCUAGAAGAUCCAGUAAGUUCGCUGGGACCCGUUUUCUCAAGAGAGGUGCAAACUGUGAGGGUGAUGUUGCAAAUGAAGUGGAAACGGAACAAAUACUCUGCGAUGCUUCUGUCAUGUCUUUUACUGCAGGAAGUUAUUCUUCUUAUGUGCAAGUUAGAGGAUCAGUUCCCUUAUACUGGUCUCAGGACAUUUCAACUAUGAUGCCUAAGCCACCUAUUACAUUGGAUCAGGCAGAUCCAUUUGCCCAUGUGGCUGCUCUUCACUUUGACCAGAUGCUUCAGAGGUUUGGCUCCCCCAUCAUCAUCUUAAAUUUAGUGAAGGAACGAGAGAAAAGAAAGCAUGAGAGAAUUUUGAGUGAAGAACUCGUAGCUGCUGUGACCUACCUCAACCAGUUUUUGCCUCCCGAGCACACGAUUAUUUAUAUUCCUUGGGAUAUGGCCAAGUACACCAAAAGCAAGCUGUGUAAUGUUCUGGAUCGCCUGAACGUGAUUGCAGAAAGUGUGGUGAAGAAAACAGGCUUCUUUGUAAACCGCCCUGAUGCAUACUGUAGCAUUUUGCGGCCAGAUGAAAAGUGGAAUGAACUAGGAGGAUGUGUGAUUUCCACCGGUCGCCUGCAGACUGGUGUUCUUCGAACCAACUGUGUGGACUGUUUGGAUCGCACCAACACAGCACAGUUUAUGGUGGGGAAAUGUGCUCUGGCUUAUCAGCUGUAUUCCUUGGGCUUAAUUGACAAACCGAAUCUACAGUUUGAUACAGAUGCAGUUAGGUUAUUUGAGGAACUCUAUGAAGAUCAUGGGGAUACCCUGUCCCUUCAGUAUGGUGGUUCCCAACUUGUUCAUCGUGUAAAAACCUACAGAAAGAUAGCGCCGUGGACCCAGCACUCAAAAGACAUCAUGCAGACCCUGUCUAGAUAUUACAGCAAUGCCUUUUCAGAUGCCGAUAGACAAGAUUCCAUUAAUCUCUUCCUGGGAGUUUUCCAUCCCACUGAAGGGAAACCUCAUCUCUGGGAACUCCCGACAGAUUUUUAUUUGCAUCAUAAAAAUACCAUGAGACUUUUACCAACAAGAAGAAGUUAUACUUACUGGUGGACACCAGAGGUAAUAAAACAUUUACCACUGCCUUAUGAUGAAGUUAUCUGUGCUGCGAACUUAAAGAAGUUGAUAGUGAAGAAGUUUCACAAAUACGAAGAGGAGAUUGACAUCCACAACGAAUUUUUUCGACCAUACGAGCUGAGUAGCUUUGAUGACACCUUUUGCUUGGCUAUGACGAGUUCAGCACGUGACUUCAUGCCUAAGACUUUUGGCAUUGAUCCAAGUCCGUUUACAGUGCGUAAGCCAGAUGAAACCGGAAAAUCAGUAUUGGGAAACAAGAGCAACAGAGAAGAAGCUGUGUUACAGCGGAAAACGGCCGCCAGUGCCCCACCGCCGCCCAGCGAGGAGGCCGUGUCCAGCAGCUCUGAGGACGACUCCGGGACCGACCGGGAGGAGGAGGGCUCCGUGUCCCAGCGCUCCACGCCAGUGAAGAUGACUGACACGGGCGACAGUGCCAAAGUGACGGAGAAUGUGGUCCAGCCCAUGAAAGAGGUGUAUGGAAUCAACCUCUCAGAUGGCCUCUCAGAAGAAGAUCUCUCCAUUUAUUUAAGAUUUGUGCAGCUGGGGCAGAGUCAACAUAAACAAGACAAGAGCAGCCAGCAGUUCUGUUCCAGGUGCCCAGAUGGAGUUAUAAAAUUCAAAUAGGUAUUGAAUACCUAUUCGGACCUGUGUUAGGACCAUGGACAGCUGCCAUUUAUCAAGGUAAGGAGCACCGUAGGAGGAACCUUGUUUGCCUUUCAAGGGGGAUCAAAGUGGCCAUGUUUAGGAGGCAGUUGAAUCAACUGAUCUGGAACUCAGAAAAGAGCCUCUGGGAAUGUGAAUGCAUGUUGGUGAUAAUUAAAGCCUCUGGUUAAAGAUGACACCACUUAGGAAAAGAGAAUAACAGAGUGAGAAAAGGUCUACAGCUGAGUCUUGAGGGGAUCUGAGUUUAACGCUGAGGAGAGAGAGACAGAGAUGGCUAAUCAGAGAGGGGAAGGAAAACCAAGACUGUUAUAUCACAGCCUCCAAAAGGGCUAUUUAUCCCUUCUUUCUCUCCCCUUCACUAUUUUUUUUUCUCUUUUUUAAAAAA
Messenger RNA from Aethalodelphis obliquidens (Pacific white-sided dolphin), 3149 nucleotides. RefSeq names its product FIG4 phosphoinositide 5-phosphatase (gene FIG4). The coding region runs from base 173 to 2725 and encodes 850 amino acids. Gene Ontology annotation, cellular component: intracellular membrane-bounded organelle. NCBI's taxonomy places the organism in Eukaryota, Metazoa, Chordata, Mammalia, Artiodactyla, Delphinidae. The record is from RefSeq and is a predicted model, not a curated record. Gene Ontology annotation, biological process: phosphatidylinositol dephosphorylation. The transcript is spliced from 23 exons. Gene Ontology annotation, molecular function: phosphatidylinositol-3,5-bisphosphate 5-phosphatase activity.